CGCACUCUCGCGAGAUGAGACUUGGGCGACUGGAUUAGUUGUCCGGCAGGAGUGAGGGAGUCAGACGUCGCUCGGCGGUGCGGGAGUGGGAGGCAGGGAGCCGGCGGUGCGGAGAGUGUCCCGGGGAAUUGGGGCCGUGCUGCUCAGGCUCCGCCUCUGACUGGGCGCUUCUGCAGGCGAGGAGGAGGAGCAACUGGAAAAGGGGCGUGUCCUGGCUGCCUGGGGGUGUGUGCUUCCAGUUGGGGGUCAGUAUGGAGUUGGGGUUCCCCCAGUCACCCGGCCCCUGCAGGAGCCCCGAGGUAUAAGCACCCAAUAGUAUAACAGUGAGGGCGCAGGGAGUUGUUGCUACGGAGAGAGUCGCCCCCCGCCCAGGUUCCGCCGGUGAUGCCCCCAUGCAGGUUCUGCUAGAGAUGGCGGCCACCACGGAAAAUCUGCAGCUACCAGGGGCAGCGGGAAGUACAGAGGGGGAGGCUACCACCUUCCUGGCUCCACCCCCUGCCCCGCCCCCGCCCAAAGCAGAACUGCAGCCCAAAGCCACAAAGGAAGGGGCGGAGCAGCAAGCAGCCCCCCGGGGGCCCCGCAAUGGCUUCCAGGGGAAGAGGAGGAACAGCUUCAACGUUGGCUUCAAGCACCCGGUUCCGUUCAAGCGGCGCCGGAGGGUCAACUCGGACUGCGAUCCGGUCCUGCCCUCCAACUUCCUGCUGGGGGGCAAUAUAUUCGACCCCCUCAACCUGAACAGUCUGCUGGACGAGGACGUGAACCGCACGCUCAACGCCGAGACCCCAAAGUCGUCGCCUCUUCCGUCCCGGAACCGGGAUCCAGUGGAGAUUCUCAUUCCUAAAGACAUUACGGAUCCGCUGUGCCUCAACGCCAGUUCCGGGGAGCUCCUACUGUCCCCCCUAAAGAGUAGGAAACGGCACCGGCACCGCCACCACCCGCCGACAGAUGCACCUUCAAAGGCUCCCGGGGGGCCGGCUCAGGAAGCAGAGCCCGCCCCCGAGGAGCCGCAGCCAUACGAACUGAACACGGCGAUUAACUGCAGGGACGAGGUGGUGUCUCUGCCCGCGCUGGAGAGUGACCCGGCGGCGCCAUCGGCCGGCGCUUCCGCCAUAUCUGCCUCUCGGCACCGCAAACGGAGAAGGACUUCCAGCAAAUCCGAAGGGAAACACGGGAGCCCGGAGAGGAGUAAGAGCCUAUUGGCCGAGGGGGCCGCCUUACGGCCGCACUGCCCCAAGUCUCGGGCCAAGGGCAAAACCAGAUUCCAGUAUGGGAACUAUUGCCGUUACUAUGGUUACCGGAACCCCAGCCAAUCGGAGGACCCCCGCCUUCGUGCGCUGAAGCCAGAAUGGUUUAGGGGGAAGGCAGUGUUGGACAUUGGCUGCAAUGUGGGUCACGUGACUCUGUGUGUGGCCAAGAACAUGGGGCCCUCGCGUGUGGUGGGACUGGACAUUGACAGGUCCCUAAUAACCGCCGCGCGCCAGAACAUUCGCCAUUACCUGUCGGGAGAGACAAAGAGAGACGGUGGCUUUCCGGCCGGACUGGUCGCCACUCGGGGGCCCAUCGCUGCCCCAUCACUGCCCCCAACAGGCGGAGAAGGGAACGGCUUCCCACACAAUGUGGUGUUUGUGCAGGGUAAUUACGUGGUGGAGCGGGAGGAGCUGGUGGAGGCUCAGCAGUCGGAGUACGAUGUUAUCUUGUGCCUGAGUGUCACUAAGUGGGUGCAUCUGAACUGGGGCGAUGAGGGGCUCAAGCGCAUGUUCCGCAGAAUGUUCCGACAUCUGAACCCCGGGGGGACCCUCAUUCUGGAACCCCAGCCCUGGGCCUCAUAUGGGAAGAGGAAGAAGCUGUCGGAGGCUAUCUAUAAGAAUUACAGUAAGCUCGCCUUCAGACCGGAGCAGUUCACACAGUACCUCGUGUCGCCUGAGGUUGGAUUUUCCAGUUACGAGCUCAUCGGCACCCCUCCGACUCAUUCUAAAGGGUUCCAGAGACCUCUCUAUGCUUUUCACAAGAGCGCCCCCUGUGCCGGGACUGAGAAGCUUCCUGACCCCGCCUCUCCCGGUGCCGCCCCUGCAUGUGGGGAGGGGAUAUAAGGAUUAACUGCCCCCCGUACCCACCCACCCACCAGUUCUUUGUUUUGUUUUUGCCACAAAUGUUUAUUUUUUAUGAGAAAGCAGCGCAUUAGUGUCUGAGAGCGGCGGGACCUUUGCAAAUAUAACCUGGGAUUUUGCA
Xenopus tropicalis (tropical clawed frog) is the source of this 2229-nucleotide messenger RNA. It is a transcript of the gene mepce, whose product is annotated as methylphosphate capping enzyme. Gene Ontology annotation, molecular function: RNA methyltransferase activity; O-methyltransferase activity; methyltransferase activity. Bases 393 to 2090 code for a protein of 565 amino acids. The transcript is spliced from 5 exons. The record is from RefSeq and is a predicted model, not a curated record. Gene Ontology annotation, biological process: regulation of gene expression. Lineage: Eukaryota; Metazoa; Chordata; Amphibia; Anura; Pipidae.